UGGAUCCUGUGCGACUUUUGCUUUCAUUUGUAAAAUGGCGACAGUGCAUUUACGGAUCGGAGAUCUUGUGUGGGGUAAGCUUGGUCGCUACCCACCCUGGCCAGGAAAGAUUGUAAGCCCGCCCAAGGAUUUGAAAAAACCAAGUGGAAAAAAAUGUUUCUUUGUGAAGUUCUUUGGAACCGAAGAUCAUGCUUGGAUAAAGGUGGAGCAGCUCAAGCCAUACCAUCCCCACAAGGAAGACAUGAUCAAGAUCAAUAAAGGCAAGCGCUUCCAGCAGGCGGUGGAUGCAGUGGAAGAGUUCCUCAAGAAAUCCAGGGGAAGGGAGCAGGCAUCACACAACUCCGCAGAAGAGAACAGUAAAAGCGGUUCCGAUGAUAAAACCAAGUCCAGCUCUACGCAGGCAAGAGGCAGAAAAAAUUCCACAAGCACUCUUAAAUCACCCCAGGCAGGAGAGAGCGACGAUCUCAGCCCAAGGAAACGGGGCCGCCCUCCCAAGGACGAGAAGGAAUUGUCAGACCCAGAGCCUUCCACAGUACAAAGAAUGAUGUCAGGAACAGUAUCAAGUUUCAAGUGGCAGAGUAAUCAAGUAAAGGAGGACCCUCACUUCCAUCAUUUUCUGCUCAGCCAGUCUGAGAAGCCAGGUUCUUCAUUGGAGCCUAUCAGCAAACGAUUGAAAAUUUUCGAAGAGGACACGGGCUCAACAUCAAUUCAAGCUGCAGACAGUACAGCUGUGAAUGGCAGCAUCACCCCCACAGACAAAAGAAUAGGAUUUCUUGGACUAGGACUGAUGGGCAGUGGCAUUGUUGCAAACCUUUUAAAGAUGGGACACAUUGUGAUGGUUUGGAAUCGCACCGCAGAGAAGCUUGGUUCCUUGCAGUGUGACUCGUUUAUACAAGAAGGUGCAAGGUUAGGACGCACUCCAGCCGAGGUGGUUUCUAUGUGUGAUGUCACUUUUUCCUGUGUUUCCGACCCAGAGGCUGCCAAGGAUCUAGUGCUUGGUCCCAGUGGUGUCCUGCAGGGAAUAAGACCAGGGAAGUGUUAUGUAGAAAUGUCCACUGUAGAUCCCGACACUGUUACAGAAUUAUCCCAGGUGAUCACGUCCAGAGGGGGGCGCUUUCUAGAGGCUCCAGUCUCUGGGAGCCAGCAGCUCUCCAAUGACGGGAUGCUGGUCAUUCUAGCUGCUGGAGACCGGUCGCUGUAUGAAGACUGCAGCAGCUGUUUCCAAGCUAUGGGAAAGACCUCGUUCUUUUUGGGUGAAGUGGGGAAUGCAGCGAAGAUGAUGCUGAUCCUCAACAUGGUUCAUGGAAGUUUUAUGGCAACGAUUGCAGAAGGGCUGACACUGGCACAAGUAACUGGCCAAUCACAGAUGACCUUUCUGGACAUUCUCAGCCAGGGGCAAAUGGCAAGCACUUUCUUGGACCAGAAAUGCCAAAAUGUUUUGCAGGGCAACUUCAAGCCUGAUUACUAUUUGAAACACAUUCAGAAAGAUCUCAGGUUAGCGAUCGCAAUGGGCGACUCUGUCAAUCAUCCCACUCCAAUGGCAGCUGCAGCUAAUGAGGUUUAUAAAAGAGCAAAGGCGUUGGACCAGUCUGAUAAUGAUAUGUCUGCAGUUUACAGAGCCUACAUUCACUAAACUGCAGUUGUCAUUUUUAAGCGUGGACCACAUUCUUGUUGUUUUGUUCACUUCCUUUUCUAAAUGAAUCUGAUAUUUCCCCUGAGUCUGAGGGGAGAAGCGGUGGUGACGUGGCCAAGCCUCCUGAGCGUUGCCCUGCCUUCCUGUAAAGGGACAAGUGAACUGGCCCGCUGUGUGUGGCUCCUUUUUGAUUUGACCUUGUUAAAGCUUGAUGGAAGUAAUGCAGUGUGUCUGGCAAAUUGAAAUCCUACCCAUUGCAAUGGUUUGCUUGUGUUUUUAAACCAAUUCAAACUCUUCUGGUUUAGGAUCCUUUUCCAAUCACACAUUGUUAUGUGCAAAUGCUUUAUUUCCUUGUUGCUGUGUUAAAGAUAUAUUUUAGUGUUGCAGUUGUGUUUCAUUGCCAGUGGAACACUUUCCUGUGAAUGGGUCCAGAGUUUAUUUUGUCCUAUUUGAGUAUUGUUCUGUUAUGAAAUACGAGACUGGAGAAGCAUCAAGGAAAUACCACUGCAAUGCCUUAAUAAAGUCUAACCCUGA
This is a messenger RNA of Polyodon spathula (Mississippi paddlefish), 2167 nucleotides long. RefSeq names its product glyoxylate reductase 1 homolog (Arabidopsis) (gene glyr1). The transcript has 16 exons. Gene Ontology annotation, molecular function: NAD binding; NADP binding; oxidoreductase activity, acting on the CH-OH group of donors, NAD or NADP as acceptor. The record is from RefSeq and is a predicted model, not a curated record. The coding region runs from base 35 to 1633 and encodes 532 amino acids. Lineage: Eukaryota; Metazoa; Chordata; Actinopteri; Acipenseriformes; Polyodontidae.